AUCAGCUUCUUACUACUGAGAUAAAAAGGACAUCUCUGCACUUUGACUCACUUAUAGCUCAGACAUGCCUUCAGUCGGACUGGAGAUACUUGGAGUGAGCCUGGCUGUCCUGGGAUGGAUCGCAGCCAUCAUGUCCUGUGUCUUACCCAUGUGGAAAGUGUCAGCUUUCAUCGGGGUGAACAUAGUUACAGCCCAGACGACCUUGGAGGGCAUCUGGAUGAGCUGUGUGGUCCAAAGCACUGGUUUUAUGCAGUGUAAACCCUAUGACUCCAUGUUGGCUCUAGGUGCCGACCUUCAGGCUGCUCGUGCUCUCACUAUCAUCUCCAUCGUGCUGGGCAUUAUGGGAAUCAUGGUGGCCCUUGUGGGGGCAAAGUGCACCAACUGUGUGGAUGAAGAGACAGCCAAGGCUCGGGUGAUGAUAGCUGCUGGGGUGACCUUCAUCUUGGCUUCUCUGACCCAGAUGAUCCCGGUGUCAUGGUCUGCCCAUACUAUCGUUGUGGAGUUCUACAGUCCAGUCAUACCUGAGGCACAGAAGAGGGAGAUAGGUGCAGCUCUGUACCUGGGCUGGGCUGCAGCUUCAUUUUUACUCGUUGGAGGGGGCAUCCUCUGCUCUAGUUGCCCCUCACAACCUGAGAGAUUGUAUAGGCCUCCAUCAAAGAUGACAUACCCCCAAACCAAGUCAGCUGCCCCAAGCGGUUACGAUAAAAGAGACUACGUCUGAACUUCUACCUACCCAUUUCCUACACCUUUGCCAUCAUGUAUGUAUGUCCUUCUGAAUAGACCCUACAUCAGACUUGUUUUCCUGUAUGUUUUGUGUGCAAAUGUGUUACUGCUGGGAGCACCAAGGCUAAGAACUCUAUGUUAGUGACAUGGUGUGUCUUGUGUUUUAUGCUUCAUAAUAAUUGUACUGUAUAAUGUAUGAUCAAAUUUAGAGAAGAGUUGAAUCUGUAACUGUGCUUUUUUUACUGCAUUGUUUGUUUUUUUUUCAUCAUAAAGCUAUGUUUUUUUAAAGAACAUAGCAUUUGAGGUGAUCACAUCUCUAUAGACCCAUGGAAAAUGAUUUUGUACAAUA
Messenger RNA from Monopterus albus (swamp eel), 1072 nucleotides. RefSeq names its product claudin-3-like. The transcript has a single exon. Gene Ontology annotation, cellular component: bicellular tight junction; membrane. The coding region runs from base 65 to 721 and encodes 218 amino acids. The record is from RefSeq and is a predicted model, not a curated record. NCBI's taxonomy places the organism in Eukaryota, Metazoa, Chordata, Actinopteri, Synbranchiformes, Synbranchidae. Gene Ontology annotation, molecular function: structural molecule activity.